Messenger RNA from Talaromyces rugulosus, 972 nucleotides. RefSeq lists its product as uncharacterized. The record is from RefSeq and is a predicted model, not a curated record. The coding region runs from base 1 to 972 and encodes 323 amino acids. NCBI's taxonomy places the organism in Eukaryota, Fungi, Ascomycota, Eurotiomycetes, Eurotiales, Trichocomaceae. The transcript has a single exon.
AUGCCUUCCAUACUCAUCACAGGAGCCGGCGGCUACGUCGGUCAAGAACUGGCUGCUGAAUUACUUCGCUCGUCAUCACCAGACACCACAGUCACACUCACCGAUGUCCAGGCACCACCAGCACCGGUCUCUGUGCCCGAGCAUGCCUCGCGUGUCAAGAGCGUCGCCGCCGACUUGACUUCGCCGCAGGUUGUGGACGAGCUGAUCAGCAAAUCGGCUCCGUAUGAAACCGUGUUUUUGCUCCAUGGCAUCAUGUCCAGCGGGUCCGAGGCCAAUUUCGAUCUUGGAAUCAAAGUCAAUCUCGACGCUACGCGCUACAUUCUCGAUCGAUUGAAGGCUACGACCCCCGGGGUUAAGGUGGUGUUUACAUCUUCACUCGCGGUCUACGGUCCUACAGAGUCUGGCUUUGUGAUCGACGAAACCAACCUCCCACCAGUGCCCCUGUCCUCGUAUGGAACGCAAAAGCUGAUUAUUGAGCUUUUGGUGAACGACUACUCCCGAAAGGGAUUCCUCGACGGUCGCUCGGUGCGGUUGCCAACGGUCACGGUGCGCGCGGGCAAGCCAACACAAGCCGCCAGCAGUUUCGUGAGCGACAUCAUCCGAGAGCCGUUCCAUGGCAAAAAGGCGAUCUUGCCUGUCGCACGAGACACCCCAGUCUGGAUCUGCUCCCCAUAUACCAUUGUGAAGAACCUGCUGCACGCUCGCGAGGUGCCCAAGGAAGCCUUUGGCGACUCGCGAUCCGUCAACCUGCCGGGAUUGCUGGUCACCGUUCAAGAAAUGCUCGACGCGCUGGAGAAAGUCGGCGGUGCCGAGAAGAGGGCGUUGGUGGAGGACAAGUAUGACGCCGAUAUCGACAAGAUUGUGCAGAGCUGGUCGCCAUUGUUCGACAAUGCUCGUGCCCGACAGCUGGGAUUCUCGGAUGACAUUCCGUUUAUCGAGAACAUCAAGAAAUUCGCAAGCACAUUUGCAUAG